UUUUUUUUUUUUUGAGACAGAGUCUCGCUCUGUCACCAGGCUGGAGUGCAGUGGCACAAUCUCGGCUCACUGCAACCUCCGCCUCCUGGGUUCAAGGAAUUCUCUUGCCUCAGCCUCCUGAGGCACGCACCAUCUUGCUCAGCUAGUUUUUGUAUUUUUAGUAGAGGCAAGGUUUCACCAUGUUGGCCAGGGUGGUCUCUUAUCUCUUGACCUCUUGAUCUGCCUGCCUCGGCCUCCCGAAGUGCUGAGAUUACAGGCGUGCACCACUGUGCCCGCUCUUCUCCUUGUUUAUUUCUUUUCUCUACUCCUUCGACGUCCAUACUGGAAUCACCUCCUCUGGAAAGUCACUGUACACAAAUUCUCAUCUCAGGGUCUCCUUUUAGAGGAACCCAAUCUAAGUACUCCUUCAACUACACUCCCACCCAGAAGUCUUUUUCUCUGUUCCCCAGCUCCGGAUGACCACAGCUACCAUAAUCAGGCAGGACUUCCCUUUGGCUGUCUCCUGACAUCCAAGUCUGGUCAAUUCUUCUAGAAAGGGAGACGUACAGACAGAUAUUAACCAGCCUCUCCCUUCUUGAAUCCAGUCCUGCGCUGGGCAAUGAGACUCCAGAGAUGAAUCAGAUAAGUCUUGCUCGUUUAAAUUUUUAUUUAUUUUUUAAGAGAUGAGGUCUCACUCUGCUGCCCAGGCUGGUUUCUGAGCUCAAGUGAUCCCCCUGCCUCAGCCUCUCAAAGCACUAGGAUUACAGGCAUGAGCCCCCACACCUAGCCAAUCCUGCUCUUGAGGACUCUCUAGUUUGCUGAGGAGGCAGACCUGGACCCAGGCAAGGACCAUGAAGUGUGCACAGAACUGCAUCAAAAAUGUCAGAGAAGGCCAGGCACAGUGGCUCACGCCUGUAAUCCCGGCACUUUGGGAGGCUGAGGCAGGCGGAUCAUGAGGUCAGGAGAUUGAGACCAUCCUGGCCAACAUGGUGAAACCCCGUCUCUACUAAAAAUACAAAAAUUAGCCAGGCACAGUGGCGGUAGUCUCAGCUACUUGGGAGGCUGAGGCAGGAGAAUUGCUUGAACCUGGGAGGCAGAGAUUGCAGUGAGCCGAGAUCGCGCCAUUGCACUCCAGACUGACAGCAGAAUGAGAUUCUGUCUCAAAAAAAAAAAAUGUCAGAGAAGUCUUUCUUGAAGAGGUGACAAAGGCUGGGUACUGAAAGCUGAGUAGGAGUUUGUCAUUUGGGAGGCAGGGAAGCACUCGAAACAAAAGAUACAGCUUAUGCAAGGAUUUGGUGGGAUGAAAAUAUCCAGGCAAAAAAAGCAAAAAGCAAAAAUCUGGGCUGGGUAGGUUAAGGGAGUGGGAAGGGAUUUCUGAUUUCCUGUAGAUUUGGUUUGGAGAAGCAGGGGAAGGAUGAGGAAGAACUGGGGCAUGGCAGAUGUUGGAAAUCAGGCUGAAGGGCUUGUACUUCCUCCUGAGUAUGAUAGGGAGCUAUGGAGGGUUCCUGAGGAGGGUGGAGUGACCCUGUCAGACUUGGAUUUGAAAAUGAUUCCUCUGGAUUAGGUAAAUCCAGGGGUGCUGGCUUACACAAGAAGGAAGUGAUGCAUUUUUAGGGAGUAAAAGAGGUGAUUUUGAGCCUGGGGCACAGGGAGAGGGUGGAGGCUAAGGCCUGGGAAGGAGUGCUCUUGAACCUGGAAGGGCCCAGCUCCCCAGGACCAGCCUUUGGCCUUGAUAUGACCUGAUUCAGCUAAACAAAGCUGGGGAGCAGGGACAAGACCUGGGGGACUUGUCGGCUCAGUGCCCCUGAGGUAACCAUUAAUCCUUCCCCUGGGGGAAUCCAGGGGCUUGUCCCUGGAUGGGGCAGAUCCUGGGGAGCAUGGAGGAGCACACACAGGCAGGCUCGGCACCAGAGCUGGGAGCCCAGAGGGCUCUGAUCAACAAUCCUGCUGACAUCCUAGUCAUCGCUGCAUAUUUCCUGCUGGUCAUCGGUGUUGGCUUGUGGUCCAUGUGCAGAACCAACAGAGGCACCGUGAGUGGCUACUUCCUGGCUGGACGCAGCAUGGUGUGGUGGCCGGUUGGGGCCUCUCUCUUCGCCAGCAACAUUGGCAGUGGCCACUUUGUGGGCCUGGCAGGGACUGGCGCUGCAAGUGGCUUGGCUGUGGCUGGAUUCGAGUGGAAUGCGCUCUUCGUGGUGCUGCUACUGGGCUGGCUCUUUGCGCCUGUUUACUUGACGGCAGGGGUCAUCACGAUGCCACAGUACCUGCGCAAGCGCUUCGGUGGCCGCCGCAUCCGCCUCUACCUGUCUGUGCUUUCCCUUUUCCUGUACAUCUUCACCAAGAUCUCGGUGGACAUGUUCUCUGGAGCUGUAUUCAUCCAGCAGGCUCUGGGCUGGAACAUCUAUGCCUCCGUCAUCGCACUUCUGGGCAUCACCAUGAUUUACACGGUGACAGGAGGGCUGGCUGCGCUGAUGUACACGGACACGGUGCAGACCUUCGUCAUCCUAGGGGGCGCCUGCAUCCUCAUGGGUUACGCCUUCCACGAGGUGGGCGGGUAUUCGGGUCUCUUCGACAAAUACCUGGGAGCAGCGACUUCGCUGACGGUGUCCGAGGAUCCGGCCGUGGGAAACAUCUCCAGCUCUUGCUAUCGACCCCGGCCCGACUCCUACCACCUGCUCCGGCACCCUGUGACGGGGGACCUGCCGUGGCCCGCGCUGCUCCUGGGGCUCACGAUCGUCUCGGGCUGGUACUGGUGCAGCGACCAGGUCAUCGUGCAGCGCUGUCUGGCCGGGAAGAGCCUGACCCACAUCAAGGCGGGCUGCAUUCUGUGCGGGUACCUGAAGCUGACGCCCAUGUUCCUCAUGGUCAUGCCAGGAAUGAUCAGCCGCGUUCUAUACCCGGAUGAGGUGGCGUGCGUGGUACCCGAGGUGUGCAGGCGCGUGUGUGGCACGGAGGUGGGCUGCUCCAACAUCGCCUACCCGCGGCUCGUCGUGCAGCUCAUGCCCAGAGGUCUGCGCGGACUCAUGCUGGCGGUCAUGCUGGCCGCGCUCAUGUCCUCGCUGGCCUCCAUCUUUAACAGCAGCAGCACGCUCUUCACCAUGGACAUCUACACUCGCCUGCGGCCCCGCGCCAGCAACCGCGAGCUGCUGCUGGUGGGACGGCUCUGGGUGGUGUUCAUCGUGGUAGUGUCGGUGGCCUGGCUUCCCGUGGUGCAGGCGGCGCAGGGCGGGCAGCUCUUCGAUUACAUCCAGGCCGUCUCCAGCUACCUGGCACCGCCCGUGUCUGCCGUCUUCGUCAUGGCGCUCUUCGUGCCGCGCGUUAAUGAGCAGGGCGCCUUCUGGGGACUCAUCGGGGGCCUGUUGAUGGGCCUGGCACGCAUGAUUCCCGAGUUCUCCUUCGGCUCAGGAAGCUGCGUGCAGCCCUCUGCCUGCCCGGCUUUCCUCUGCGGCGUGCAUUACCUCUACUUCGCCAUCGUUCUGUUCCUCUGCUCCGGCCUCCUCACCAUCAUGGUCUCGCUAUGCACCGCACCCAUACCCCGCAAGCACCUCCACCGCCUGGUCUUCAGUCUCCGGCACAGCAAGGAGGAACGGGAGGACCUUGAUGCUGAUGAGCAGGAAAGCUCCUCACUCCCUGUACAGAAUGGGUGCCCAGAGAGUGCCAUGGAGAUGGACGGUAGGGCACCAUGCUGGGAGGUGGGGCUGGGGGAGCUGAGUUCCCUCGAACUAAUUGCAGGGCCUUAAUUUUCCCCAGAGCCCCAGGCCCUGGCACCUAGCCCCUUCCGCCAGUGCCUGCUCUGGUUUUGUGGAAUGAGCAGGGGCAGAGCGGGCAGUCCUCCGCCCCCUACCCAGGAGGAGGUAGUGGCAGCAGCCAGGCAGCUGGAGGACAUCAGCGAGGACCCGAACUGGGCCCGUGUGGUCAACCUCAAUGCCCUGCUCAUGAUGGCAGUGGCUGUAUUCCUCUGGGGUUUCUAUGCCUAA
Messenger RNA from Callithrix jacchus (white-tufted-ear marmoset), 3953 nucleotides. It is a transcript of the gene SLC5A2, whose product is annotated as solute carrier family 5 member 2. The record is from RefSeq and is a predicted model, not a curated record. Gene Ontology annotation, cellular component: plasma membrane. NCBI's taxonomy places the organism in Eukaryota, Metazoa, Chordata, Mammalia, Primates, Cebidae. Gene Ontology annotation, molecular function: D-glucose:sodium symporter activity. Gene Ontology annotation, biological process: sodium ion transport; transmembrane transport.